GUUCAUCCUGACAAGCCUAUCCUCUUACCUGCCAACCAUGCCAAAAAACUUGAAACGGAUAUGCUCUUCGCCAACAACUUCGGCCUGCUCUCCAUCUGCGUGCUGACUGGAACGACAACUAAGGAAGUCCUAGCUGAAGCUCGGCGUGACCUGGGGAACAAGGGAAUCUUGCCGGAUCUCGUUUAUCCAACACUAGUGGAUCUCCACACACAACUUUCGAAGAUGGACGAAAAAUUCAAAUUGACUACCAUUGCAACUGUAGCGUAA
This is a messenger RNA of Dibothriocephalus latus, 267 nucleotides long. NCBI's taxonomy places the organism in Eukaryota, Metazoa, Platyhelminthes, Cestoda, Diphyllobothriidea, Diphyllobothriidae. The record is from the annotation of a GenBank genome assembly.